Messenger RNA from Sorex fumeus (smoky shrew), 936 nucleotides. It is a transcript of the gene CENPO, whose product is annotated as centromere protein O. Gene Ontology annotation, cellular component: Mis6-Sim4 complex; kinetochore. The record is from RefSeq and is a predicted model, not a curated record. The transcript has 7 exons. Bases 1 to 936 code for a protein of 311 amino acids. Lineage: Eukaryota; Metazoa; Chordata; Mammalia; Eulipotyphla; Soricidae.
AUGUUUUUUGAGCAGGAGGAGGCCAGGGGACAGACAGUGAGAGGGGACAGUGAGGCUCGUGGCCAAGGUGUCUUAGCUCCCUUGGAAAGACUGGAGACUCAAAUGAACAGAUCGCAGAAACGCCUGAAAGAGCGAGCUGAGGAAAAGGAUCUUAAAGCCAGAAUUCACAAGCUGAGGCUUGUGCGGGAUCAGCUGCGGGCCGAAGUAAAGCGGCGUGAGUCCACCGUGCAAGCAUCUGGCGCUGGCGUGGAGCCUGGCCCGCCCUUGGCGGUGAGCACGCAAGAGACUUUGGAAAGAAAAGAGGAAACGGUGAAAGCCCUUCUGCAGGCCUAUCGCUUCACAGGGCUCAGUGCCAAGAUGACCAGCAGGGGCGUCUGCGUCUGCAUCAGCACCACCUUCGAAGGGAACCUGCUGGAAUCCUAUUUUGUGGACAUUGAGAUCCAGAAGCCACUUCGGAUACAUCACCAUUCAGUCCCACCCUUCAUCCCCCUGGAGCAGCUGUCUGCAAAGUAUUUACAGACUGACAUUCAGCACUUCCUGUUUCGCCUCCACGAGUACCUAAAUGCUUACUCUGGAAGGAAGUACCAGGCAGACCGACUUCAGAGUGACUUUGCAGCCUUUCUGGUCGGGCCCCCGCAGAGAAACGCGCUGUGCAACUUGCUGACCUUUACUUACAAAGUGGAGCCCAAGAGCCCGUCCUCCCCAUUCUGCGCCAGACUGGUGUACAAGGACCUCGCUGAGUCCCUGCCCACUGCCGUCACUGUCACUGCUCAAGGUAAGAGGCGCCCUGGGGACGGGGCGGCCUGUGCGCUGGGCCCCUCCUGGGAGGAACAGCAGGCAGCCCACGAGGACCUGUUCAGGACCAAGCCGCUGCACCAUGUGUUUGCUGCGUUCUCGAAGGAAGGAGAGAAGAUGUACGCGAUUUUGGCCUCCUAG